GUGUCAGCUCUUUGACAAAAGACUUUGAGCUGACAAUAGACUAGACUGUGAUUGAGCUGAAGUAACUCUGCGGAUCAGGCUACACUUAUCUUUCAGCUACUAGUCCCUGGCUGCCUCAGGGCAGGUCAGGAAGGUCAGAACAAUGGCGACAAGUCAUGAUCUGGGUGAGCAACUCUAUAAUGCUUCUCGUGAUGGUCGUGUGGACGAUGUGGAGAGGCUGCUGGCUAGAGGAGCUCCUGUAGACUGGAGGGACAGAUAUGGAUGGACCGCUCUCCAUAGGGCAUGCUGCAACAAACACCCUGAUGUAGUGAAGAUACUCACACAGCAAGAUGGCAUCGAUAUCAAUGUACAGACUAAUGCUAAGUACACUGCCCUGCACUUUGCCUGCUGCUAUGGAUACCUGAAGUGUGUCCAGUUACUGAUGGCAACUGGACAGUGUGACCUAGGAGUUGUGAACAAUGGUGGACUAACUCCACUGGGAGAGGCAGUCAGUUGGGGGGUGCUGGAAACUAUCAAGUACCUUAUCACAGAGUGCAAUAUAGACAUCAAUGAUUCUGCACAAGUAGUUCGUAUCCUAGAGCUGACACUGAAAGAUAAAGAUGAUGUAACCACCAAAGUUGACGAGGACAAUCGACUUCUCUUGGCUUGCAAGUUUGGGUACGCAGUAAUUGUUCGAUAUCUGAUCAAUGAGUGCAAUGUGGAUGUCAAUGGAGCUGUGACCAGUGAUGGACUAACUCCACUAGGAGUGGCAGUCAGAGAGGGGCACCUGGACACUAUCAAGUACCUCAUCAUGGAGCACAACGUGGCUGUCAAUGGAGCUGUGACAAGUGAUGGACUAACUCCACUGGGACUGGCAGUCAGAGAAGGGAAGCUGGACACUAUCAAGUACCUCAUCACAGAGUACAAUGUUGAUGUCAAUGUCACUGUGACCAGUGAUGGACUAACUCCACUGGGAGUGGCAGUCAGAGAGGGGCACCUGGACACUAUCAAGUACCUCAUCAUGGAGCACAACGUGGCUGUCAAUGAUUCUGCACAAGUAGUUGGUAUCCUAGAGCUGACACUGAAAGAUGAAGGUGAUGUAACCACCAAAGUUAACGAGAACAAUCGACUUCUCUUGGCUUGCAAGUUUGGGUACGCAGCAAUUGUUCGAUAUCUGAUCAAUGAGUGCAAUGUGGAUGUCAAUGAAGCUGUGACCAGUGAUGGACUAACUCCACUGGGAGUGGCGGGGCACCUGGACACUAUCAAGUGCCUCAUCAUGGAGCACAACGUGGCUGUCAAUGGUAAGUCAGUAUACAGUUAGCUGAUACAGCAUGUGCAGUACAUGUCGGGGGAUUUGGCACAUCCAUGAUUAGCAACCAGUAAGUUGCGGAUGCUUUAAUACUAUUUUGGACACAAUCUUUUGUACAUUUUCUGUUGUAAGUGUACAACGCAGAUACUAUAUUCACCCGAGG
This is a messenger RNA of Halichondria panicea, 1451 nucleotides long. Its product is annotated as espin-like. The transcript has 11 exons. The record is from RefSeq and is a predicted model, not a curated record. Gene Ontology annotation, molecular function: protein binding. The coding region runs from base 143 to 1300 and encodes 385 amino acids. NCBI's taxonomy places the organism in Eukaryota, Metazoa, Porifera, Demospongiae, Suberitida, Halichondriidae.